Molecule: messenger RNA, 849 nt
Organism: Dermochelys coriacea (leatherback sea turtle)
Lineage: Eukaryota; Metazoa; Chordata; Testudines; Dermochelyidae
Gene: CCDC42
Product: coiled-coil domain containing 42
Exons: 6
Coding region: 1-744 (247 amino acids)
Biological process (GO): spermatid development
Source: RefSeq, a predicted model, not a curated record
AUGGCCACCAUGGAGGAAGAGGACCUGUCGGAGUAUUUCCGCAUGCAGUAUGGGCAGAAGCUCCUGAAGCUGCUGAUGAAAUUCCCAGCGACAGAGGACCAAUCCCCAUCACCAUCCAUUCGGCUGCUGGAGAAGAAGAAAGAGGCCACGCUGGUGCACAGGGCUAUGGAGGCUCAGAAGGAGGCUUUCUGGACGAGGAUGGAAGCCCUGAAUAACCGAUGGGAGGAGCUCAGGGCCAAGGAGAUUCAGCUGAAGGCUUAUAUAAAGAAAUUUGAGCCGUUCAUACAGGAAAAUGACCAGAAGCGAAUCAGAGCCCUGAAGAAAGCCAACAAGGAGAAAGAGCUGAAGAAACAGAGGGUGAAGGAGCUGGCCAAGGCCAAGCUGGACAUGGCGGUCCUAAAACAGGAGCACCAGCAGCUCUCCAACAAGCUGCAGCAGUACUCCAUCUUCAACAAGUACCUGGAGAAGGUGGUCGAGGUGUCGGAGGAGUCUCGCUGGGCCCACAUUCAGAACACAGCCGCCAAGAAAACCCUCAUGCUGGGCACCAUCAAGAUGGCCACCCUGAACCUCUUCCAGAACGUGAGCAAGCAACUGAAGGAGACCUUGAGCGUGCCUGUGGAGGACACCCACAAGCAGCUGGACAUGAUUCAGCAGUUCAUCCAGGACCUCUCCGAUAUCUGGGCAGAGGUGAGAAAGAAGGACAUCCAAAGCCGAUCAAUGAUAGUUGUGGUCAAGGACGUGUAAGGGAAACACCAACUACCCCUGUUCUGCCAAGGGAAGGCUUGUCCAGCUGAGACAGGAAAGGAAAGGGUCUCCCAUGGAUGCUGCAGACUGUACUUCGGCACUCUC